Toxoplasma gondii ME49 is the source of this 7405-nucleotide messenger RNA. Its product is annotated as divalent metal transporter, putative. Lineage: Eukaryota; Apicomplexa; Conoidasida; Eucoccidiorida; Sarcocystidae. Bases 3289 to 6972 code for a protein of 1227 amino acids. The record is from RefSeq and is a predicted model, not a curated record. Gene Ontology annotation, cellular component: membrane. Gene Ontology annotation, molecular function: manganese ion transmembrane transporter activity; cadmium ion transmembrane transporter activity. Gene Ontology annotation, biological process: metal ion transport. The transcript has 6 exons.
UUUUUCUGCGAGACCGGCAGCGAUUCUCUCGAUGACGCUUGCUUCCCGACCUUCCUGUCAUCUUCUAGCUGGUCGUGCAACUGUGUCUUCCUCACUCUCCCCCGGAAAAAACCAAGGAAGAAAAUCUGCUUCCAGUGAAGCAUCUGUCCGCAUAACUUUGCCUCGUCUGCUCCUCUUCCUCUUUUCUUCUCUCGCUUUUUCCUUUCUCGCUUCCUCCUCUCCGUCUCUCGCGUUCUGCGCCUGCCACCCUUGAGACCGAGAGUCCCUAGCACAAGGCACUGGAAAGGAGGCGCCAAGAAAUGUCGUCGUCUGAAAAAGGAAACGAAAAAGGGGGACAAGAGACUAGAGGAAUGCAGAAGAGAACAACUUGGAAGGAAGGAGGGAAAGGGAGGAGGGCGAGAGGAGACCGGAGAAAGAGAAGAGGGUGAGGUCGGCGGCGGCGGUUGUUUUUCCGAACUGGAGGAAAACGAGGAUGAACAUCAAAAAUGAGCAGCAUGAAAACGGCCAGAAAACAAGCCGAAGGAAAGUGAAAAGCUCGUGGAUGUAGCUACGAGAUACGGCUUUCAGCGGUGGCGACCCCCGUGGAACAGACGCCUUGCCAGCGAAGGAGCAGUUAGAGCGGCGGCAGCCAGUUCCUGGAGUCGCGCCUCCAAGCGAGUUUUUGUUGCGUUUUUCGAAGGAAAAUAAAAAAGUUCUGGAAAAAGCAACCGGUAAUUUACUUUCUCUUUUUACCUAACUCGCGUCUCGUGUCUGCAUGCCCUCUUGCUCUGUCGCUCGCUGCUCCGCUGCUGCCACCCUCUCUCUGCAGGCUCUGUUCUGAGCCUGCACCUUGUAUCUCUCCUUUUCUCUUCUUUUACAUUUGCGCCAGAAAGCAGGAUCGCUCAGCCAAAUUCCCCGUGUACUUCUUCUAUGGUCACACUCGAGAGUAUCUCUUGAUUGAAAAUGCAAACUUCGCGCCAGCUGCCGUUGUGUCUCGCGUUGAGUCUUGCCAACACACACACGCUUUUCCAGAAACGCCCUUUGAGAAGACAGGGGAAAGGGGCGGGAACUUCGGGUCUUUCUGAGCAUUGCCGCUAGCGAGAAAUGGGAGGAAAAUUAAAUUCUGGAAGCGGUCCGCAAAGGUGACACCGGCGCCGUAGCCAGCACACGACGGUUACGAAAGGCAGGCCACCAGAAGGGCAGGUCGACUAAAAGAGAGCGACAGCGCGAGAGCGAGAGGAUGCCUUUGGAGGAAAGGAGAAAUCUUUUUUCCGUGUAGCCCCGUUUCGCCCUGGUUGCAUUCUUUUCAUUCUUUCACGCGCUCCUGUCUCGUCCGCGUCGCUGUCACUCAGCGUCUCGCGCGCCUGCCGCGUUUUGUGGUAAUAUAAACGAGUCUGUGUGGUUCUUUUUCCAGUAUCUUCAGUCCAGUUUUCGUUCCAGUCUUUCCUCUCUGUCAGGCUUGUCUCGUUUUCUCUUUCGUCGUUUACGAACCGUCGCUGCUUCUUAGCACGUUGUGCGUGCUUCGCUCUGCACACACGAACCCUGGAUUUUCGACAACAGACGGAAUCUGUGCGUCGAUCUUACCGUGGGAUCUUCCCGCUCAUUUUCGCUCUUCUCGCGUGUCUACCUUCUUUCGGCCUCCGUGAAGUGAGUUCAACAAAGGUGUGUGACCAUUCUUACUGUUGGGACUCGAAAAACUGUUCACAGUUUUGCCGGGUGGGCUUGCGGCUGAGCAUAACAUUUUCCUGGUGCCUCGACCUGUAUAUGCACACUUGAGUGCUGCGCGAUAUACGGCAGUCUCAUUUCAGAACGGAUGUUGACAGGAGUGUUCGUGGAUAGCGUUACGACGGGUGAAUGUGGUGGAUAACAACUGUACCGUCAAAAUGCGUGUGUCUUCUGCGUCGACCCUGUAAGCCAAUCGCAGCGCGCAUACAGACGUCGGCGAAGAGGGAAUGCCACUCACGUUUUGACACAGGUGUCGAGGACGGUAUUUUCAAUCGUUUCAGUCAGUGGCCGAAAAAAUAGAAGCCCCGAGUUGCCGUGCAGAACCUCUGCCUUGGGAAAAAAGGCUUUUUUUCCGGUCUCGCCCAGUCAGAAGUUCUAAAUGAAGUACUAGCCGUCGUUUUGUACCGGUCAAAGGACGCGUGGCAUCGCUGUAAAGUGGGUUUGGAAUCUUCUGCUGGUUAUAACUCGCAGAGUCUGAUACGCUUGAAUUUCAAUUUUUUCGUUCGUCCCUAUUUGUGGAUCCGGUCCUUUGGAGUUGAUCACCCUGCGCCUGUUGGAGAUGUGAGAGGACGCUGCCGUUAAAGGCCAUGUCUGUUCCUCCACGGUGUGUUUUUCCCUACGUAUGUGCCUCUGUGCGUUAAAUAUCAACUAUGCAAUGCUAGAACGUGGUUUCCUCCAAAAGGAAGUGUUUGCACGAGGUUCUGAAAGUCCAGAAUGUCGUUACGACGAUAAUCUACCGGUGGCAGCCGCGCUGGGGCGGCUCCACUUGUGGCUGUGCGCGGUGAGACAAGGCAGGAGGGGUCAAUUCAAGGUCAUUUGCCAAUUAUCUCAUGGAUUCCGAAAGCAGCUUGGCUCGUUCACAGUAGUAAAUUCUGCAAAGUCUCCUUCUUCUCAUGCUUGCGCCCGUAUCGGCCAGUGAAGGUGCCCCAGGGCAAGCUUCAACAUGCAUGGCCGGAACCAAUCUACACAGAGACACUGGUCUAUAUUUUGUGAACAUCUGCGCUGGAACAGAAUGCCAACUGUUUCAUCGAGAGUUAGCUUGGUUCUUCACUCUGGGUUGUAAGCAAUCUGUGUAUUUCAUGGCUUGAUCUUUGUGAAAACGGCAGAGUGCUCGUUUUCUAAAUGUCACCUGAGCAAGUGUGCGAAAGGAUGUAUCUCUAGACUAUGGAUGGCGAGGAGUUGAGAAACGUAUUUCAAAAAAACAUAGGCUUGUGCGUAUUUUCAAAAAGUCUACGUGAUUAAGCGUCGCUUUCGCGAGAAAGCGGUUAGGGGACAACAGGUCGAGGUCAGGCGAGAAGGCAAUUUCCAAUAUCGAUCAGCGGCGAUUUCUCUGUAGAUUUUUACUUCGCAUCUUCGCGCGGCUUCACAUAUUCUUUGCGCGUGUAAACCCCUCACACAGUCGUUUCUAUACUGUGUUUUCUCUCUCUUCGUGUCUCCAUUCCGCCUCUGCAUUUCAAGCCUGUCUCUUCAACCAGCACUCGAGCGUAGCUUCCCCUCUGCGUAACUCGCGCCCUCGCUUUUUUCUGACUCUGGCCGUGGCAGACGGUCUUGAUUUCAACGUAGAUUUUCAAUGACGGUUUCGCGAUGAACUUCUUUGCGAGGCGAAGGGACUCUUCGGAUUUUGGGAAGCAGCGUCCCUGCAGUUUGGUCUCUUCUCCCGAGCACUUGGCGAAGCCCCUGCUCUCCGAGUUUCAUGAAAACAAAUUGGGUUCGCUGUCUGCUUUCGGCUCUGAGGCUCCUGUCCCCUGUUCUUCCCCGACCGUGGCCUGUCCGUCUCGCGCGGCUUCUCGCGUUCCUGCCCCAGAGACCCACACCUUAGAGACGCCAGCCGCCGACUUGGCUGUGUCGUCGACUUUUCGUUCCUGGUCUGCACACAGUCUCGCGCAGUUCUGGAAGAAGAAAGCGACUGGCGCCCGCAGCCGCGGGUUUGCUUUCUUCCCCUCUUCCCUGGUGAGGAUAGUGUCAACUUGCGCGAUGAGGGCCGAAAAAAGUGAAGGCCAGGAGAAACACCCUUCGGACCUGGCACCUGACAGCGAGGGAUUCCUAGGCCAGGUUGCAGGAAUGAGGCUCGAGGGACAGGAAGGACUUGGUCAAAGUCACGAGGAAGCGACAGAGGGCGGCACUCUUGGUUCCCUCUCGAAGGCUUCAUUAACGCGACAGAACGCGGAGGCGCGUUGUAGACACGUCACAGGCUCUCCCUGGAAGAGACAGAACAUCCACGCGGGGACGACUCAGGCCGCCGAGCGGCAAACGAGAGAGCACGAAGGCGACAGAGGACGCGAAGACGAACAAGGACUCGACAUCGAAGAAGUUGACGAAGAAGAAAGUGAAGGCGAGAUCGAAGGGGAGAUGGAAGGCGGCAUCCAAGACGCGACCAAUUCGGGCAUUGCAUCCGACUUUUUCAAUGAAUUUGUCGAUGUUCCCGAGGACGAGGACGAAGAGCGUGAACGGCGCGUCUCUGUCUCCCCUCGCUCACGACUCGCGCGACAUCAUCAGCUCGAUAGCUUUCCGACUUUCAAAUUCUCUGAGACGCAGGUGGCGCGCGAAACAAGUCAAGGAAGAGGUCAGAGUUUGUCGGAACAUGGGGAUGAAGCUGCAUGGGCAACGAGAGAACAGCAGUGGAGUGGAUUGCCGCAGGUGUAUGCGAGACCCACUCCCGGCGUCGGUCGAGAAAAAGAAAACAAGGCGCUUUGUCACUUUCCAAAUUCUCGGUUGGAAGCGCCGAUGUCUGCUUCGACCCAGUGUUACUCACCUGCGCUCUCUCUUGCCCUUCCUUGGCUAGGUCGUCCGGCUCGCGCUGCGCCCCUGGAAUCCGACUCGAGUUUUCUGGAGAUUCCUGAUGCUCCUUGCUCUGUGCAUCUGAACGGACGGGAGACCGAAGCGGCGAGGUCGAUAGCGGGGCCUCUGUGUCAUGCUGGAGAGGGGCGCGAUACGCAUGCAGAAAACCUGCGCAGGCUCCUGACCGUCGCACCCGAGGAGAGAGUGUCUUCGCUGGUGGAGUCCGACGUCGAGGAUCAGCAAGCUUCCCGAGACGUCGGGCACCGCGCGUCAGUGUCGAGUGACCACGACUCGUUCGCAGCGAGGCUGUUGGUUCCAUCUCCGUCUCCUUCUCUCCUGCUGUCUCCCGGGUCUCCUUCCCUCUCGUCCAACAGCGCGCUAGGGUCACUGCUUCUCUCUUGUGCACAGUCUUCCUGCAACUCUUCCCUGUGUUCGGACGACGAUGCUGCUCCCGAGACGAGCGCCGCGUCUCGUCCUUUGUGGUGUUCCUUCUUCUUCGCUCCCUUCUCUCUCCCAGGCCUUUCCUCCCCCUGCUUCCUUCUCUCUUCCCGGUACGUGAGCCGCUGUCUCCUUGGCUUCUCGACUUUCUCGGUCUCCUCGAGACAGACGCACGCGCGCCGUAGCUCGUCGGCGACACCGGCGCCUCGUCUGGCGCGUCUGCGUCUCUGUCUCCUCGCGAUCUGUGUCGCCCUGCCUCUCGCGGUUCUGCUUCUCUUUCUCAACCUGCUUCUUCUCCUGGCGCAGCUGCUCAUGCGCGGCCUCCACCUGCUGCUCCCGCCCCCGCUCCCGCCGCGUUUUCAGUGGAAGAAGUUCGUCGCCUUUCUCGGUCCCGGCUGGCUUGUCGCGAUGGCCUAUCUGGAUCCGGGGAAUCUGGAGGGAGAUCUGCAAGCCGGCAGCCGCCGAGAAGAUCCUGGCGUCCUGCCUCCGGGGGCGCCAGACCCCAAGGGCCAUGCCCUCCUGUGGGUCCUCCUCUGGGGACAUGCAGGCGGAUGGAUUUUCCAAGUUCUCGCUGCCCGGCUGGGCAACGCCACCGGCCUCGACUUAGCAACUCUCUGUAGGCGUCAGUACAGCCGCGGCGUCGCCUGGCUGCUCUGGGUCUUAACGGAGAUCGCCAUUCUUGGGGCAGACAUCCAAGCCGUGAUUGGUUGCGCGGUUGCAUUCAAUCUCCUCGUCGGUCUCCCUGUCUGGAUCGGAGUCCUUGUGACCCUGGUUGACUCCUUCACAUUUCUCUCGCUGAAUGCAGAGAGAACUCAGCAGCUGGAGCGCGUCUUCUCGUUCUUCAUUGGCAUCAUGGCCGUCGCAUUCGGAUACACUUUGGUGCUUUCGAAACCUUCUUUUCGCCUAAUCCUCCACGGCCUCGUGGCGCCGACGCUGCCACACACGCGCGCAGAUGCCUUCGAUCUUCUCGCCCUCGUCGGGUGCAUCAUCAUGCCUCACAACAUCUUUCUCCACAGCGCUCUCGUCCUAACCAGAAGAGUGAAAAGGAACAGUCCCGACAAGGUCGCAGAGGCCAAUUACUACUUCUCCCUCGAAGCUGCUCUCGCACUGGCCGUCUCCUUCCUCUUAAACGGCUGUGUAUUGUGCGCCUUCGCAAAUCCUCGAGUAAAGACUCCAGAAGGCGAAGACCUCACGCUGUCCACCGCUCCUGAGGCGCUCCAGAGUGCCUUUGGUCACGGCGCUCUCUAUAUUUGGGCGGCGGGUCUUUUAGCAGCGGGCCAGAACGCGGCGAUGGCGGGGACGUAUGCGGGGCAGUUUGUCAUGCAGGGAUUUCUGGAUCUGCAUUUUUCUCGUCCCGUUCGUUUGGUUCUUACUCGCCUAGUGACCAUUCUCCCCGUCGCGGUUCUUGCGGACCUCGACCAAGCCGUCGUCGAUUCUAUUUGCCGCGUGGUGAACAUCGCGCAAGCGUUUCUGCUGCCGUUCGCCCUCGUUCCCCUGCUGCUGUUUUCGACUUCUCGCAGAGUGAUGGGCAGAUUUGCUCUCGACGGCUGGCGCUGGGGAGCUGUCCUCGCCCUCGCUGUCCUUGUGACGUCGGGGAACUUCGCGGUGGCUUUUUACCAGCUGGCCGCACUCCAGUUGUCUCCCCAGCUCUGUUUCGGCGGAUUCACGCUCCUGCUUCUCUACGCCGCGGUUCUCAUCGUUAUUGCCCGACAGAAGAUUCGGGGAGUCUUCUGCGUCUACCUCCUCGUCGCCAGAAGACGGCGGAGAGAGCAAGCAAGAUGGAUCGGGGCGGCAGAGGGGGUGGAGGACAGCGGGAGAGCCCAGACUGAAGCAUUCCAAGGAAAGGCGCUGACACCCGAACAAGAACGAGAGAGUACGGUCAUUGCAGACGCCAGCGUCGUCCCUGUCUCCUCCGGGACUGAUGAACAGGCAGACGAAUGCACGGUGGGCGAGGAGAGAGACAAAACGACAAGAACAGUCGGAGAGUGUCGAGGUCGAGAGAGUAGUCCGACGGGGUAUGGGGCGACGCGGUUUUUUCAACCAGAGAGUUGAGAGACAGUCAGCAGUGAACAAAGAAAGCACGCGGUGCUUGUAUUUCAUUUGGCGCAUGUGUUCCAUACCAGUUCUGUACGCCGUUCCCACCGUCUUUCAUGAGCCACACUGUCGGUUUUUGUCGCACUCUCCUGUUCGAGAAAAGCAGUAGAUGUCGACAGAGACCCAAAAGUGGCGCACACACUAGAUGAAAAUGUAGACAAGCGAAGGCGGGGAGAGACAGCGAAAAAAAGUAUAUUUCAAGGCUGUUACCGUAACUCGUUAGAUAAUGGCGACCACUUGCUGAUUUAAUUCAAAGAUAUGGAACGACGAGCGCGAGCCAUCAGCCAUAACGUGUGGAGUAUUUGUUCUCUGCGGCGACAGCCUAGACGCUGUCAAACGAACGCCAACAGUCUUUCAGGUGUUAGGAACGACUUCUUGACUUAGAUGCGUA